AUGGAGUUAAUGAGAGAGCUCAAUGACGGUGGUGCACACUUUGAUGGCUUUUUAUAUCAGGGUAGAACACUUUUCACAGAUAAAGUUUAUACUGGUAUUCCUAUAGUCGAGAAACUGAUGGAAAGAAAAACAAGAUUGUGUGGUACAUUGAACUCAAAACGAAGAGGAUUGCCAGAAGGCAUUAAGGAAAAAGUUGAUCAGAGCAGAAAAUUGGUAGAUAGUGGGAAAAAAAACAGAAAAAAUGAGCCGGUCCUCAAACCACAGUGUGUUCUAGACUACAACGCAGCAAAAAAGGGAACGGACUACAGUGACCAAAUGGCUGCCUACUACACAACCCUUAGAAAAACCCAAAAGUGGUAUAAAAAGGUUGCUGUUGAACUAUUAACAGAAAAUGUCAAUAUAAUGGACAUAACAGUGGAAACUCCACAAAAUGUGGAACAAGUAGAGUUGGUAGAAGAGAUGCCUGGCCCUUUGGCAAAGAAAAGGAAGAAAAACGAAAGAGCAUGGAAGAAAACUGUUGCAAAAGUUGCUAGGUUAACAAGCGCUAACAUGGAAAAUGUCACCACAGUCAAACUUUUCUCUGACGGCUGUGGUGGCCAAAACAAGAACACAACUGUUGUCGGUAUGAUUGCUCAUUGGCUCCUGAAAGAUGCACCUAAACAUGUUACUAAAGUUGUACUACUCUUUCCGGUAGUCGGCCAUUCUUUCAUUCCCCCUGAUAGAGUGUUUGGAGUACUUGAAAGGAAAAUUUCAAGAUCUGAGUGUAAUCAACAAUCCCAAUGA
Homalodisca vitripennis (glassy-winged sharpshooter) is the source of this 783-nucleotide messenger RNA. RefSeq lists its product as uncharacterized. The record is from RefSeq and is a predicted model, not a curated record. Bases 1 to 783 code for a protein of 260 amino acids. The transcript is spliced from 4 exons. Lineage: Eukaryota; Metazoa; Arthropoda; Insecta; Hemiptera; Cicadellidae.